AUGGAGACGUCCUCACAGAGCUCAGCUGGUGGGGGGCUGUGGAACAACCCCAGAGCCACCCAGUACAGCAAGGAGACCCAGGACAUGAUGAGAUUGAUGAUGCAGGAAUCAAGGCUCACCAACCUCCAGAGAAAACAGAUCAAUGAAUGCCUCAAGAACGGAGCAGCUUUACCACUGACCUCUGACCCCACAGCAUCAGGUUCCCAGCCUCAGCCUAAAACCAGUAAAUCCAUCCAGAAACACCUGCCAGCCAAGCCUCUGAGACGCAGCGCUGAAUCUUGUCGCUCUGGGAACAGCUACAUCAGAGAAAGAUUCUGUCCUGGUCCUACAAAAGACUUAGAGAAAGAGAAGAGGAGGCUUCAGAAUAUUUUAGCAACGGGACAAGAAGAGCCCACAGUUGGAUCUUUGCAAUAUGUUGCCUGUCAGAACCGAGGGGUGGCAGAGGAGAGAGACCGGUAUCAGGAAGUUCUGGAUGAGAUAGAGGAGAGAAGACAGUUUCUGGAAGAUAUGGCCUCUCUGGGCCAGGAGAAGCAGUAUAUCCACAUCAUCAACACGGAGAUAUCCCAGAAAAUUCGAGAGCUGGAGAUGUUGAACGAGACCCGCAGUCCCAAAAAGGACCCAAUGGCAUCUGAGAGAAAAGGGCAGACUGCAGAGCAGAUAACAGAAGACAUGAACUGUAAAGAGACAGGAGGAGAUAAGACUCACAGCCGCUGA
Molecule: messenger RNA, 714 nt
Organism: Morone saxatilis (striped sea-bass)
Lineage: Eukaryota; Metazoa; Chordata; Actinopteri; Moronidae
Gene: cunh22orf23
Product: chromosome unknown C22orf23 homolog
Exons: 6
Coding region: 1-714 (237 amino acids)
Source: RefSeq, a predicted model, not a curated record